Brassica rapa (field mustard) is the source of this 692-nucleotide messenger RNA. RefSeq names its product 60S ribosomal protein L21-1. Gene Ontology annotation, molecular function: structural constituent of ribosome. Gene Ontology annotation, biological process: translation. NCBI's taxonomy places the organism in Eukaryota, Viridiplantae, Streptophyta, Magnoliopsida, Brassicales, Brassicaceae. The record is from RefSeq and is a predicted model, not a curated record. Gene Ontology annotation, cellular component: ribosome.
CAUUUCGUAAGUUCGGCGGCUUCUAUCAGUUUCACUUGUUCGCACGGGAAAAAAUGCCGGCAGGACAUGGAGUUCGUGCUAGAACAAGAGAUCUGUUCGCGAGGGGGUUCAGGAAGAAGGGUACAAUUCCACUGUCCACCUACCUAAGGACCUUCAAGGUCGGCGAAUACGUCGAUGUCAAAGUGAACGGUGCGAUACACAAGGGUAUGCCUCACAAGUUCUACCACGGUCGUACUGGUCGCGUCUGGAACGUUACCAAACGUGCCGUUGGUGUCGAAGUCAACAAACAGAUUGGAAACAGGAUCAUAAAGAAGAGGCUUCAUGUGCGUGUGGAGCACGUGCAGCAGUCUAGAUGCGCGGAAGAGUUCAAACUGAGGAUAAGGAAGAACGAUGAGCUCAAAGCUGCUGCUAAAGCAAGAGGUGAGACAAUAAGCACCAAGAGGCAGCCUAAAGGACCCAAACCAGGAUUCAUGGUUGAAGGUAUGACCUUGGAGACAGUCACUCCUAUCCCCUACGACGUCGUCAACGAUCUCAAGGGAGGCUAUUAGUUCUUUUCUACUUUCUCUCCUGUUCUUGCUGUGUGUUUUGGAACUCUGCAUUUGUAGCCACUUGAACUAAAGAAUAUGAUUUAUAUGAGAAUUUUUUGGAGUCCAGAUUUUCAUUUUGUGUGGAAUGUUUUUAUCAUGGUUCAA